AUGGCCGCCCGCGUAAUUGGAGAUCAGCUCCGGGCACCUGUGAAUAAUGCUGAAGCAACAUUUGAGAAAAUUUUUUGCCAGAAAUGCGGCGAGUGCACCGGUUGUGGAAAAGAAUUUGCUAGCGCAAGUGGACGAAAGAAUCACGUCUUGAAAGAGCAUUUUGACUGGUCAGUUGUAUGUCCAUUGCGAGGUUGCUCAGAUAUUUAUUCAACAACUAGCGAAAUGAAACAACAUUUCCAGGUGUGA
This is a messenger RNA of Gongylonema pulchrum, 246 nucleotides long. The record is from the annotation of a GenBank genome assembly. NCBI's taxonomy places the organism in Eukaryota, Metazoa, Nematoda, Chromadorea, Rhabditida, Gongylonematidae.